CUCAGACUGAGUCUCGCCAAAAGCAUCCGGCAGUAAGUGCAGAUGGUGCCUGCGGCAGCUCUUUUCGACAUUCCGCUGCUACUGAUGGUGUGCGUACUAUGCCUUCUUUCCGGUACUGAGAGCCGCGAGGUGCAAACGCUGACCAGCUGCAGUGAGCUGCAGGAAUGGGCCAGCGGUAACAGCAGCAGACCACGGACACUGUACGACGUCCUCGGUGUGACGACCAACGCCACACAAGAGGACAUCAAGAAGGCAUACAGGCAAAAGGUAUACACACAAGGGGCCCGGCCGAUUGUCCGCCCGAAGAUGUACAUGCGUGACGGUGUGGCGCCUGCAGGCACUUGUGUGUCACCCCGACAAGAACCCGUUGGCUAACAGGACUGCUGCAGAAGAGACCUUCCUGUGGAUAUUGACGGCCUACGACAUCCUCUCCGACGACGCCAAGAGAGCAAAAUACGACCAAGAGUGGCUGCAAGACCGACAGGGGGCGGUUGACGGUGGUGGAGUGGGUGGCGACUACUAUGGUGAUGAGUGGGAGGUGUGGGCGGUGGAGGUGACCGAUGUCUAUGUGGUGGCCGACACGAACGAGGCGAUGCAAAUGGACGAGGCACUGGCACUCUUUGCGGCCAUAUUCGGACAGGGGUAGACUAGAAGGGAAUGUGGACCGGGGAAAUUGCCAUUGGGGUCCCUGCUCUGUCUCUGUACGUGUACCUACUUCAGGUUGGCGCACAUGUUUGGCAAUGGUCUGUCAGUCGAUGAAUACAUUUCGAUUGACAUCAUCGAAUACGACGACACACUUGCGGUACCGCAAAACACCAGCCAACAGUCCGUUGUUUCUCCCUCCUCGGACCCUGUCGGCCUCCACUCGGUACUGCAGCGGCUCAUCAGCGACUUCGGCAGCAGCAGCAGCAGCAGUGUCGGAUUCCUUUCCCCUCGCCAGCUGCCCUCACCACCACCACCAGACCACAGACAGUCCGAACCGCUCUCUCCGACUGGGGGGGAUGUCCUGUCGACCAUGACAUCCACCCGGCUCAUCAACGGCCACAACAUCACAGAGACCCGGGAGAUGCUGAAGGACGGCACGCGUCGAGUCCGGCAGGAGCAGGCCAAGGCUUAUGUGGACGGCCUUGGCAGCGUGGUGAACGUGUAUGAGGUUGGAGGCGGUAAGAGUGAAGGCCGAGAGACUCUCACACUGCUCGAGGUGUAUCCCAAUGGGACGGAAGCUGUCAGGGAGGUGUACGAUAUGGGAGCCGUGAGAAGUGCAUGACUUGAUUGAGGAGACACAUGUGUGUGUGCGGGUGCACACUUGCGGUUGUUCAUGCGUCUCGUCUGUUGGUCAGUUGGUCAUGCGUCUGCAGAUUGGUCCAUGAUACAUACAUCAAUGGAACACGUGUUUAUGCGAUGCACUCACUGUCAUCCAUUCAUGCG
Molecule: messenger RNA, 1428 nt
Organism: Vitrella brassicaformis
Lineage: Eukaryota; Vitrellaceae
Source: the annotation of a GenBank genome assembly